Cuscuta epithymum is the source of this 2100-nucleotide messenger RNA. NCBI's taxonomy places the organism in Eukaryota, Viridiplantae, Streptophyta, Magnoliopsida, Solanales, Convolvulaceae. The record is from the annotation of a GenBank genome assembly.
UCAGUACACCUCUAAGGUUAUAUUCCUUCCAAUUUAAAGUGUAAAAUAGUGCCAGUCGAUGGCCCAAUUCCUAAAGGGUGUAGAACUUUCCGUUAGGCGAGUCGCAUGGUCGCGGUCGCAGAGACGAUAGCGCUAGAGACGCUCAGCGGCUCAGACGCCCGCAGCCCCGCACGCAUCACACCGCCACAGCCCCUCCCUCCGCCCGCCGCCUAUGCCUGGUAGUCUGCUUCUCACUUCGGAGUUCUGGCUGCCUUCUGCUAUUCCCCCCAGUAGUUGCAGGAGUAGAAAAUACUAAAUACCCAUUAUAUAUGACACUGUCUUCAUGAUCUUCAAAAGAAGCAUUUAUCAUCUGGUCCAAUCAGCUCAUCUGGUUAUUCCUCCGAUUCCCAUAAGAAACAAUUUAAAGUUUUUUUCCACUUCACUUUCGUCCUCCGGUUCUUUCCAUUCUGGGUUGAGAACAGAUUCUGAUAUUGGAAUCCUACUUGCUAAAUUAUCUCCUGGGAGCAGUGAUGAUGAGGUUUUCAUGUCUCUCCAAUCCGAUCCAAACUGUGACGCCAUCCAGCCUAGUCACAACCUUGUUGGGAAAUUGCUUCAUUGCUUCAAAGAUGAUUGGAAGUCAGCAUUGGGAGCUUUUAGAUGGGCAGAGUCACGACCUGGCUACAAACCCUUACCUGAAUUCUACGAUAAAGUGGUGGACAUUCUCGGGAAAAUGAAAAAAAUGGAUAAGAUGUGUGCUUUUUUAGAUGAAAUGUCCGAAAACCAGGAUCAUAUUGUUACUCUAAGCACCAUAGGGAAAGUCAUGAGAAGGUUUGCAGGAGCUGGGGAAUGGAAAGGAGCAGUUAGGGUAUUUGAUGAGUUAGGCAAAUAUGGGUUUGAGAAGAACACUGAAACCAUGAAUUUGCUACUUGAUGCACUCUGCAAAGCAAACAGAGUUCUCCAGGCACGUGAAAUCUUUUUGGAGCUUAAGUCACACAUUCAACCAAAUCUAAACACGUUCAACAUAUUUAUUCAUGGAUGGUGCAAAGCCAACCGUGUGGAUGAAGCUCUUUGGACGGUUCAGGAGAUGAAAGGGAAUGGGUUUCACCCUUGUGUUAUCAGCUACUCAACAAUAAUCACUUCCUAUUGUAAGCAAUCUGAGUACCCCAAAGCCUUUGAGCUUCUUGAGGAAAUGAAGGCUCAAGGGUGCAAACCAAACGUGGUCACCUUCACCACAAUCAUUUCCUCAUUGACAAAGAUGGAGAGGUUUGAGGAAGCACUGAAGGUUUGCGACAAGAUGAGAUCGUAUGGUGUUGAACCUGAUACACUUUUCUAUAACGCAUUGAUUCACACAUUAGGUAGGUCCCGCAAGCUAAAAGAGGCUAUAGAUGUCCUCAAAGUUGAAAUGCCGAUUUAUGGUGUGAAACCAAACACUUCAACUUAUAAUUCUUUGAUUGCGAUGUUUUGUUAUCACAGACAAGAAGAACCUGCUUUAGAGUGCCUGAGAGAAUUGGAAAGAUCCCCACAUUGUGAACCUGAUAUGCAGUCAUACUUUCCUAUGCUCAAGCUUUGCUUUAGAAAUGGGAAGACUGAUGAUUUAUUGCCCAAGUUACUAGAUGACAUGGUUAAUGAGCAUCAUCUGAGUUUGGAUCUAGCAGGGUAUUCACUUUUGAUCCAUGGGUUGUGCAGAUCAAAUAAAUGUGAGUGGGCAUAUAGGCUUUUUGAAGAGAUGGUAGCCAAAGAGGUCACACCUCGAUAUCAGACAUGCACUCUUCUUUUGGAGGAAAUUAAACAGAAGAAUAUGUUUCAUGCUGCCGAGAGGAUUGAAGACUUCAUGAAGAAAAUGAAAAAAUCCUCUUGAACUAGUGUAUAAUUUUUUUGAAGCAAGUGCCUCACCAAUUCUGUGAUGAAUAAAAGUCAAAAGUUACUAUCUUGUGUAUCGUUGUCUUGUUAAUGCUAUACUAAAUUCAAGGCUCUAAACAUGGUACUACGUAUUUUUGAAUCAGACGUUGUGUAUUUGGGAUAAGAUUCAGAAAAUUGUGGCAAUACAAGUCGUAGGAAUGUAUCGCUUACCGGACAGAUACAUGUGAGUACUAUGAGAAUAUGUCAAUGCUCUUCUUUUUU